Molecule: messenger RNA, 870 nt
Organism: Rotaria sp. Silwood2
Lineage: Eukaryota; Metazoa; Rotifera; Eurotatoria; Philodinida; Philodinidae
Source: the annotation of a GenBank genome assembly
AUGGAAAUAUCAAAUGUAAUCGAUUUUCAGCUGAUCACUGAUGCAGCUCAAAUGUUCUUCGAUCCUCGUAUACAUGCAAUCGAUCAUCGUGCUCAAUCUAUUUUAGAAACAUCUACAGCUAUUGUUACAUCAAUUGCAAAAGCAAUAGAAGUUAUAGGUGAUGGUGAUUGCGGGUUUCACAGCUUCCAAGUUUUUUAUCCUUCGAUGAGUCAAUUAUACAAUUCUCUAGCAUCUCAACAUGGAUUUGAUUUAGUAGAUGAUGAAACGGUGCAAGAGCACGCCUUAAGAAUCUUAGAUAAUGGCGAAUAUGCUGGUAUUCUCACGCUUUCAGCAUUAGCAUCCGUAUUCGAGCGUGUCGUAGACUCAGUUUAUCCAACCAUCAAUGAUAAUGAUCCAUACACUAACCUGUUGAACACUAACUUUCAACCUCGACCAGCAUCACUAGCCAUUAAUGAUGACUACAGAGCUUUUCAUCUUCGCAUUUUGUGGUCUGGUCCAGAAGCCACGGUUGGUCAUGAUUGGCGUCCCAAUCAUUUUGUACCAUUACUUUAUACAAAAUGCGUUGCUGAUAAUACAGUGCAAGAAAAUGAUUCUUCUACACAUGAAAUAACUGAAAAAUCUUCCCUGCUUGCAGUCAAUCAAAAUUCAAGAAAAGUUACAACUCAAACGAAAAGAGAUGAAAUUGAUACAACAGAAUCCAGCAUCACAUUUCGAUCUUCUGACUUGUUAAUUAGAUUUCUUGGCACAACUGAUAUCAUUAAACGAAUUAUUUAUUCAAACCAAAGUAACAUUCUCGAUAUUCCCCGAAGAUGGUAUCCAAAUCUUCCGUCUAUAUCAUCCGAAAUUCCGAGAAUAACAGGUGUUCAAUAG